Epithele typhae is the source of this 1740-nucleotide messenger RNA. RefSeq names its product alpha/beta-hydrolase. The coding region runs from base 1 to 1740 and encodes 579 amino acids. The record is from RefSeq and is a predicted model, not a curated record. Lineage: Eukaryota; Fungi; Basidiomycota; Agaricomycetes; Polyporales; Epitheliaceae. The transcript has 13 exons.
AUGCGCUUUGCCGUUCUCGCCACGCUCACUCUGGGCUCUCUCCUCGCGUCUGCAUCUCCCCCGCCUACACGCGUGGAGCGUGGCGCGCCUCAGUCCAACAUUCACCAUAUCUCUCCGCCGUUCCCGCCGGGCUUCAAACCGGUCCUUCCCCCUCCUGUUGGAAGGAAACCCGUCUCGCCCUCAAAGCUGCCCACUCCGACGGUCCGUCUGGACCUCGCCUCGGUCGAGGGUACAUACGAUGGCCACACUCACUCGUACCUUGGCAUUCCGUACGCCCAAGCUCCCGUUGGCCAUCUUAGGUUCAGCGCUCCAGUUGCCAACAGCCCUUACACCGGGAAGAUAAAUGCCACGGCGUUCGGGAACAUCUGCUACAACUUCGUUUCUCCGCAGCCUCCCUUCCCGACGUGGAUCACCCCCGAGCAGUUGCAGUUUCUGGAGGUCUUUGACACGCCAGCUCCGGCUCCCUCCUCCGAGGAUUGUUUAAACAUCAAUGUGAUUACGCCUACGUCGGCCAAACCCGGGUCCAGACUCCCUGUCGUCGCUUACAUCUUCUUUGGUGCAUUUGAGUUCGGUGGAGCUUUCGACGUGGAUGGACGGAACAUGGUCAAACGAUCUGUGGAGCUGGGCGAGCCCGUCAUCUUUGUAUCGAUGAACCAUCGGCUUGGACCUCUCGGCUGGCUUGGAGGAAAGGAGAUCAAGGACGUGAAGCAGGAAACCUCGGUCUCCAGGAUCCGCGAGGCCCUUCGCUGGAUCCAGCGCUACAUCAUUCAGUUUGGCGGCGAUCCCACGAAGGUUACCCUGCUGGGCCUCAGUUCCGGUGGCGUUUCGGCCGCCUUGCAGACCGUGUACAACAACGGGAACACCGAAGGACUCUUCCAUGCUCUGUGGGCCGAAUCGGGUGCGAUUCAACCCGUUGGUUGGAUCGAUGCCCCACAACCGCAAGCGGCAUACAACACCUAUGUGGCGUCUGUGGGGUGUUCGGAUGCCAAAGAUACCCUAUUGUGUCUCAGGCAGGCACCCGUGGACGCGGUAACCAACGUCAAUGCUCUCACCUCGGUGUGGACCCCGCACGCGGACGGGAGCGUCAUCUCGGACCUUCCGCAGACGCUACUCACGGAAGGGCACGUUGCGAAGAUUCCCGUAGUCGCCGGAAACGCCGAGGAUGAAGGGACACUCUUCGCUCUCAAUAUACCCGACAUCACCAAUGAUAUGGAAUUCAUCGAACUCGUCAUGGAAGCGUACUUUCGAAACAUCAGCUCCGCAGACGCUGAGACACUGCUGCAAAUGUACCCGAACGACCCGGCGCAGGGUGCGCCGUACGGCACCGGGGACGACUUCCAGUACACGCUGAUGCACAAGCGCUUCGCGUCGUUCGCGGGGGACACGGGCGUCGACGCCGUGCGCCGCUUCUUCACGCAGCAGAUGAGCGCACACAGCAACGUCUGGGCGUACUAUUACAAGCGGUUCUACGUUCCCGGCUUCGGAUCGACGCACGCGUCGGAGCUCCCCGACAUGUACCAGAGCGGGAACCUGCAGGACAUCUUCAUCCACUUUGCGAACACGCUCGACCCGAACGGCGCCACGAACGUCACGCAGAACUGGCCGAAGUACGACACGAGCAACCCGGUGCUCUUGGAGUUCACCAGAAACACGACACCCUCGCUGACGAACGAUACAUACCGCGAGGCGGCGAUAGAGUUCCUCAUUGAGAUGGGGCAGAAGAUGCCGUGGCCCAUCUAG